AACACCCUGACGACGACCGGGACGCAAAACUUUCAAACCUAAAUGUGGGCCACAAAACCUGAUCGACGAGCCCAGCCCCCGCCUUUUUACUCCUCCUACAUUUUCUAUCCAUUGUGUCAAGUUUCACGUCUCAACAUUUUAGUGUCGUUGUUGUUGUGCAACUUCGCCCUUCAUCAGACCACAAAUGGGAAUCCUGGACCUCUCUCUUCAGUCCGGCGGCGUCUUGGCAACUCUGCUGGCGGCGGCCGGCGUCCUGCUACUGGUCUAUGCGCUCUCUUCCGCGUGGAUCCCGCAGGAAAACUCCAAUGAGCCUCCGGGCCCGAGACCGCUGCCUCUGCUCGGGAAUCUCUUGCAGCUGGACCUCAAGAGACCCUACAACACCCUCGUGGAGAUGUCCAAGAAGUACGGGCCGGUGUUCAGGGUCUACCUGGGCUCCAAGAAGGUUGUGGUCCUGGCCGGCCACAAGGUAGUGAAAGAAGCUCUGGUCAACUACGCGGAGGAGUUUGGGGACAGAGAUAUCUUACGCAUCGUGAGCCAGUACAACAACGGACACGGUGUCAUAUGGAGCAACGGAGACUCGUGGAAGGAGAUGCGACGCUUUGCUUUGACCAACCUGAAAGACUUUGGGAUGGGAAAGAAGGCGUGCGAAGACAAGAUCAUCGAGGAGUGUCAGUACCUCUUGGAGGUCGUCAGGAACUUCAAAGGCAAUGCCUUCGACACCACGCAACCAAUCAACUACGCGGUCUCCAACAUCAUCACCUCCAUUGUCUACGGGGACAGGUUCAACUACGAUGAUCCCGAGUUCAACGCCAUGGUGGACGGAAUGAAUCGGAGAAUCCAGCUGGCAGGCUCACCUUCUGCCCAGGUGUUCAACUUGUCCCCGUGGCUUGGCAAGUGGCUGCCACAGAACAAGGAAUUCUUCCGAUUGACGUCUGACUACACAAAGACAACUCUGGAAAUGUUCAGCCAACUCAGGGAAAGCCUCAAUCCGCUUUUGCCCAGAAGCCUGGUGGAUGCCUUCUUCAUCCGCAAGCAAGAGCUGGAGGUCUCCAGCUACGUGCUCGCUUCCGCGCUGGCGCUGCUCGUCGGCUACAUGGCCUGGUCGUCGGCCUCCAGGUCGACGGAGUCCGGGGGACAGGAGCCCCCAGGUCCCAGGCCGCUGCCGCUGCUCGGGAACCUGCUCCAGCUCAACCUGAACGGACCGCACCAGACCCUCCUGCAGAUGUCCAAGAAGUACGGUCCGGUGUUCACCUUCUACAUGGGCCCCAAUAAAGUGGUGGUUCUGGCCGGAUAUAAGACAGUGAAAGAGGCCCUGAUCCAGCACGCUGAAGAAUUCGGAGAACGAGAACCUCUGAAUACCGCCAAGGAGGUCAAGCUCGAGCACGGUGUCCUGUGGAACAACGGAGAGUCGUGGAAGGAGAUGCGACGCUUCACUUUGACCAACCUGAGAGACUUUGGGAUGGGAAAGAAGGCGUGCGAGGACAAGAUCAUCGAGGAGUGUCAGCACCUCUUGGAAGUCUUCAAGAAUUUCAGAGGGGAAGCGUUCGACACGCAGCAGCCGGUCAACUACGCCGUAUCCAAUAUCAUCUGCUCGCUGGUGUUUGGCAGCAGGUUCCGGUACGACGACCCCGCCUUCACCGCCAUGGUGCAGCGCACCAGCAGAAGCAUUCAAAUCGUGGGCGGACCAUCUUUGCUGUUGUACAAUAUGUUCCCGUGGCUCGGCAAGUUGUUCUCCUCGGCCAGGGAGGAGCUCCACAAUCUAGGAAAGGCCAACCGAAAGCAGGCCACGGAACUGAUACAGGCUCUGAAGGAGACUUUCAACCCGCAGAGCAGCCGAGGCUUGGUGGACGCUUUCCUCCUCCGACAGAAGCAGCAGGAGGACACCGGGGAUGUGGGUCACUUCCACAAUGCGAACCUUCUCAUGACCGUCUCCAACUUGUUUGCUGCCGGCACAGAAACCACCUCCACUACGCUGAGAUGGGCGUUCCUCCUCAUGGCCAAGUAUCCCCACAUACAAGAGAAGGUCCGAGAGGAGCUGAACCAAGUGAUCGGAGAUCGUCAGGUCCAGGUGGAAGACCGCAAGAACUUGCCCUACACCGACGCCGUCAUCCAUGAGACGCAGAGGCUGGCCAACAUCAUUCCCAUGGCGCUCCCUCACCGGACCAGCCGGGACGUGACCUUCCACGGCUACUUCAUCAAGAAGGGCACGACAGUGUACCCCCUCUUGACGUCCGUCCUGCACGACGACAGCGUGUGGGAGAAGCCUCACUCCUUCCAUCCCCAACAUUUUCUGGACAAGGACGGAAAGUUCAUUAAGCACGACGCCUUCAUGCCCUUCUCGGCAGGUCGCAGGGUUUGCCUGGGAGAGAGCCUGGCCCGCAUGGAGCUCUUUGUCUUCUUCGUCACUCUGCUGCAGCACUUCCGCUUCCGGCCUCCCCCAGGUGUCUCAGAGGACCAGCUGGACUUGACCCCGAUGGUGGGUGGCACGCUGAGCCCCGCGCCACACAAGCUUCGCGCCGUCUCCCUUGCCGGCUAGCCAGCUAGCAAGCUAACGUCACGGCGGCUUUUUUUUUUUUUUUUUGCAAUCAUCUCCCAGCAGUUAAUUUUUUUUAAAUCACACAACUAAUAACCGCAUACAUUGUUAUUUGUGACUCUGUAAUCUUUGCACAAAUGUUUAUGUCCAGUAGAUGCUAAUAGCGUGUAAUGUCCCACAUGCGUUUAAAUUGUGUUUGACACCUUUGGUGAAUAAAGUUGAUUAAAUGCAUUUGUCAAGUGUCCUCACUGUGGAAACAUUCAGAGUGUUUACUCUUUUACACCAUAAUGUUAAAUUGUUGAGCAUUUCAAAUAAUUUUUUUCGGGAUUGUGUUUAUUUUGAGAAAAAAGUACAUUUAUUUUCCGCAAAAAGAACGCAUUUUUUUCACAGCUAUCAAGAAAAAAAUAUAUACAUACAAUGGCUUUGGAAAGGUUACACACGACUGUUCAAAUGUAAAAAAAAAAAACAAA
Molecule: messenger RNA, 3003 nt
Organism: Hippocampus zosterae (dwarf seahorse)
Lineage: Eukaryota; Metazoa; Chordata; Actinopteri; Syngnathiformes; Syngnathidae
Product: cytochrome P450 2K1-like
Exons: 14
Coding region: 185-2536 (783 amino acids)
Biological process (GO): xenobiotic metabolic process
Cellular component (GO): intracellular membrane-bounded organelle; cytoplasm
Molecular function (GO): iron ion binding; heme binding; oxidoreductase activity, acting on paired donors, with incorporation or reduction of molecular oxygen, reduced flavin or flavoprotein as one donor, and incorporation of one atom of oxygen
Source: RefSeq, a predicted model, not a curated record